Aspergillus pseudoviridinutans is the source of this 4095-nucleotide messenger RNA. Its product is annotated as hybrid sensor histidine kinase/response regulator. Gene Ontology annotation, molecular function: phosphorelay sensor kinase activity; histidine phosphotransfer kinase activity. The record is from RefSeq and is a predicted model, not a curated record. The transcript has 2 exons. Lineage: Eukaryota; Fungi; Ascomycota; Eurotiomycetes; Eurotiales; Aspergillaceae. Gene Ontology annotation, biological process: phosphorelay signal transduction system; protein autophosphorylation. Bases 1 to 4095 code for a protein of 1364 amino acids.
AUGAAACCAACCUCUGCUUCUGCAGAACGACAAGAUGAGAAGCAACAGAAUAUUGAGAUCUUGGAAACCGCGAAUCCCAGAAAUACCGCAGACGAGCACAGUCCCAAUCCUGAAACGCUGCGAGUUCUCAAUUUUGCAAACGACGAUGAACCAUCUCCAUCAACACCCGGAAUAUUUGUUCUGAAACUGCCAAACCUUAGUCCAGAAUCAACAGAGCGAAUCUUUCCCAUCAGCUCAGUCGUGUCGGUCGAUUCAUCCGCUCCGCCAACACCGGCAGUGGAGAAUGCUGAGGAGCAAACCUCCCCUUGGGCUGAAAAUCCCCGUUCGACUAUUACUUUUAGCAAGCAGUCAGCAGGCCAACCUGCUACGCCAUCGCCAGAAGACCGCAAGGACACACCCUCGAUUCAGAGCACAGUAGAAGCCUCUGGCAGUUCUUUGAACGUGACUACCGGAAGCAGGAAGCGACCCCACUUGAAAAUUGACUUGGCCAGAAGAGCUACCGACAUAUCGUUCGAGGAUGCGAACCUGUCUUUCCAGGGGGGCUCUGGACUCGCGGAGCCAUCCUCUGCUGCAGCCCAGGAUUCGUACUUCGCAGGAGCAGGGUCCUGGAUCGACCAAGCUGGGGCAGCAACCUGGACACAAGAAAUGGAAGAUGACUCCAACUUCAAGCACAUUCAUGGUCUUGGUGCACUCGUAGUGCUACAAGAAUUCAAAGGAAGUCUCAUCGUCCAGGUUGCGAGCAAGAGCACCGAAGAAGUUCUAGGCUACAGACCCGAACAGCUUUUCAGGCUACCGAGCUUUUGCGAUAUUGUGCAGGAUGAUCAGAGAAAUGACUUUUUUGGCCGGUUUAACCUUGUUCGAGACAAGUGGUAUAAUGUCGAGGAGCAUGGCCCAGAUAUCCACGAAGUCGAUGUCCGCCAACGUUACGGGACACCGAGGCGGCUUUGGUGUACGAUGCAUGCUACAAAGGCAAACUCUGGCCAUAUCGUAUGUGAAUUCGAGUUGAUGAGAGCCGUUCUUGAUUAUUGGAGGAAAUCAGGGCCUUCAAAAUCGGUCUACGCAGUCUAUGACAACACAAGCGCAUACGAGAGAUCGGAUGAGAAGAAUAGCACUCCGAAUAUGCCCCCUGAGAUGCAAAACAUGCUGAGAGGAAUCAGAGGGAAUUUCCAGUCUGCGGAUAUGUUGAGCGCCUUGUCACUUGUUAUCCAGCUGGCCGCGAGCACCUCCUCCCUGAGCAUGCUUUUCAACUACUUUAUCGGCAUCAUUAGGGAAUUGACUGGUUUCAGCCGAGUGACAGUCUUUUAUUUCGAUCGUGACGGUAUUGCGAUUCCUAUGAACGAUGCCGUUGACUCACGCGUUAUUGCCAGUUUCCCAGAAGACCUGCAUUUCCCCAAACCGCUUUCUCCGAGAGACUUGGGAAGAUUUCAUUUGGGCAACAAAGUUUUUCUCGAGUACAGUCAUAGACAGUCACACACUGAGCUGGUUUACCGUGAUUCUGAGAAUUUGCCGAGCGAGUUUGAUCUAGACCACUCUUACCUGUUGGCGAGAUUACCGUACCUUCUGGAUCAUGUCACCGGAAUGCCCGUCUUUACUUGCAUGUCUAUCAAUAUAAAUGCCUUCGGACGUGCAUGGGGGCUUAUAAUGUGCCAGUCGUACGAGGAAGAGAUGCGGUUACCCCCUCCAGUACAAAAGUUCUUUUGGCUAGUUAGCGACACACUUUCAAGCAAUAUUGAGCGUCUUUCAAACACGAUGACUCCCCAGAUGCAGGGUCCUUUCAGUUCUUCACAUGACGGAGACGGGAAAGGUGAUAGCUUACAGGUCAAAGACUUAUUGACCUUGUUCGAGGCGGAUUAUGCCGCAUCCUCGAUGUUAGGUGAAACUAAAAUCCUUGGAAAGCCCCACGACGCGCAAGAAGUGCUCGCUUUGGUGGAAUACUUGAAACUGAAGGRGCUCGCUACUGUCUUGUGUUCAACGGACAUGAGUCGAGAUUUCCCAGACCUCAACUAUACCCCUGGUUUCAAGUAUCUAUCCAAUCUGCUGUAUGUGCCCUUGUCAACGGACGGUCGAGAGUUUAUAGUUUUCUUCAAGGCUUCGCAAUGCGGAGACACUUUAGGUGUUGGGACUGAUGACAAUGCUCGAUGCCUGGACCAAGGACAGCCAACAGAUCUUGGUUCAGAGGGGAAGGUGGUUGAUCGUGGGGCUGAUGUAUGGGAUGCAGGAGACUUACAGAAGGGCUCCUUUCUGUCCCUGAUAUACAAGGCGAUGUUGAAAGAGGUGUGGCAGCAAAAGGAAACAACGAUGCAAAGUACCCAGCUUAUGCGACUACUUCUGGCAAACUGCGCUCACGAGUUUCGAACACCGCUGAACGCGAUCAUCAACUAUCUUGAGAUUGCAUUGGAUGGAGAUCUAAAUCAAGAGACUCGGGAGAGUCUUUCCAGAUCGCAUUCCGCUUCAAAAUCCCUCAUUUACAUAAUCAACGAUCUCUUGGACCUCACAAACGCAGAGAAUGGAAUCAGCUUGAUCAAAGACGAGAAUUUUGAUCUUGUGGAGACCGUCCAUGAAGCCUCGCGUAUUUUCUGUGAAGAAGCGAGGCAGAAAGGUGUUGAGCUUCACGUUGUACAGUAUUCUGAUAUUCCUCCUGUGCUGGGCGACCAACGGCGAGUACGACAAGUCAUCACGAACCUCAUCAGCAAUGCUGUUCAACAUACAUCUUCGUUGGGAACCGUGACUGUCGAAUCAUGCUUGUUGCCUGAUUAUACCGAGACUGGGAAACUUGGAAUUGAAGUAGCUAUCCACGACACUGGAACUGGCAUGUCUCAGAACGACAUUGAAGCACUUUUCUGCGAAUUGGAGCAAGUUUCGAACAAAGAUUAUAUACGAAGUCGAAGUCCCCAGCGCUGCGACAAUGCCAUAAGGAGCGACAGUAGCGGCUCGAGGAACAUACUCGGGCUGGGUUUAGCCCUAGUUGCUCGCAUAGUUCGCAAUAUGAACGGUCAACUCAGCGUCAAGUCAGAGGAAGGCCAGGGGAGUUGCUUCAGGAUCAAAAUGCAGUUCCCUUUACCUAUCGACGAGUCCAACGAAGAGGAACCUGAUUCGGACAGAGCGUCGCCGGUUGACAAAGGAAAAGGGAGGCAAAGUGAAACUGAAGACGGCCAAAACGAGCCUUCCAAGGAAGAUGAGACAGUCUGCGGCGAAGAUGACCGAGCUCGGGCAGGGAAGAAUACUGCAUCCUCAGAAUGUACAGAUUCCACAAAACAUGAAAGCCAUACACCAGGGGAUACAGUAACAGCGGGUUCUGCUCAGCAUGACCCUGCCUCGAAGCAGAAAGAAUCGAGUGACGGGAAAUGGGAGAGCCCUGACACUCUACAUCCUGACAUAAGGACAAAGCCUGUGUCUACCGAGGAGGAAAGGCAAGCACAUCAACCGCAUCUAGGGUCCGCGUGGCAAUCUACAAGAGCUUUAGCCGAUGAACCGACCAAGCCAAUCGAGGAAACAGCGGUCGAAUCCUCAGAAAGGACGGCAGAGCAGAGUCAAACCAAAGCCCAAACUCAGUCUGAUAUUUCACGCAACGAGACUGCGGCUACUGGCAGUAACAGCCCUUACAAAAAGAAUCUCCACAUCUUGGUAGCCGAGGACGAUCCGACAAACAGCGCAAUCUUACGCAAGAGACUGGAAAAGUCGGGGCAUACCGUCCAUAUGACUGAGAAUGGGAAAGAAUGUGCUUCUGCAUUCCAUGGCAAUGCGCACUCAUUUGACGCUGUCCUGAUGGAUAUACAGAUGCCAAUCGUCGAUGGCAUGGGAUCGACCAAGAUGAUACGAGAAUAUGAAGAGAUGGCAGCAGCUUCGACUUCUGUUUCAGCAACGUACCAGCCUCGGCGGAUUCCGAUAUUCGCUGUCUCGGCAUCUCUGGUGGAGAAGGACCGCCAGACGUAUAUCGACGCGGGAUUCGACGGGUGGAUCAUGAAACCGGUUGAUUUCAAACGUGUCGUCCAUCUUCUGGAUGGAGUGUGCAUGGAAGCGGCCCGUGAGGACAGUCUCUACAAGCCUGGCAUGUGGGAGAAGGGAGGCUGGUUCGACAAGGGUGGUGAGAGCUAA